Suillus paluster is the source of this 1002-nucleotide messenger RNA. RefSeq names its product guanine-1-methyltransferase-domain-containing protein. The transcript is spliced from 4 exons. The coding region runs from base 1 to 1002 and encodes 333 amino acids. The record is from RefSeq and is a predicted model, not a curated record. Gene Ontology annotation, cellular component: nucleus. Gene Ontology annotation, molecular function: tRNA binding. Gene Ontology annotation, biological process: tRNA N1-guanine methylation. Lineage: Eukaryota; Fungi; Basidiomycota; Agaricomycetes; Boletales; Suillaceae.
AUGGAGCAGCCAGUGACUGUCCAAGCAGAAGAAAGUUCUGUCUCACAACCACUCUCAAAGAAAGCCCAAAAGAGAGCUGCAAAAGCAGCCCGCCUACAAGAACAAAAGGUCGAGCGUCGUGCGCGCGAGAAGGAGGCGAAGAAACGCAAGCGACGAGAGCGCGCGCAAGCAGGCGAUGCGGAGCCACGGAAGCGUCGUAAAAUGGGUGGCCUAGAUCAAAACCCUUUUGCUGCGCAAGUGGUAAUUGACCUAGGUUUCGAUGAUAUGAUGACGGACAAGGAAGUGACCUCUUUGACUUCCCAACUUGCAUAUACAUACAGUGCGAAUCGACGAUCGCAUACGCCGUUUACAUCACUAUUAUUUACAUCCCUCAAUGGGCGCACAAAAACGCGGCUAGAUGCUAUAAACGAUGCUGGAUACAAGCGAUGGACGAACACAAAAUGGUGGGAGGAAGGUUUUGAUCGAAUAUGGACAUCCAUAUCCGAUUCCCGCGACGGAGAUGAAGGCUUGGAUGCGCGUCACAGGAGUGUGGUUUACUUGACCGCCGACUCCGAGGAAGAGCUCAUUGAACUGAAGGAGGGAGAAAUAUACGUUAUCGGAGGUAUUUGCGACCACAACCGAUACAAGAACCUCUGCCUUAACAAAGCCGAAACGUCAUCCAUCCGACAUGCGCGUCUUCCCAUUGGGCGAUAUAUGGCAUCGUUAACGACGAGGAAGGUGCUCACGGUCAACCAGGUCUUUGAAAUUUUACUGAAGUGGGUUGAGACGCGGGACUGGGAACAAGCAUUCUGGAGCGUUAUUCCAAAGAGGAAGUUCCAAGGGAAAAUUACUGGCUCAGAUGCAACCCCUGAGGAGGAGCAUGUCGAAGAGGAUGAUGGCCAGGAGGACCAGGAGGAUGCCGAUGCAGCUCAGGAUGUGGCUUCGAGUGAGGAUGGUGAAGAAAAUGACCAGGAUGACGGGAUGUCCAGCUCUCAACCCCAACUAGUGCCAACCACGGCAUGA